AUGGUGAAGCUGGAGAGAGUCCAACGAGUUGCCACCCGUAUGAUUGCCGGGUUACGCGGGUGUUGCUACACCGAACGAUUGCAUGCGACUGGAUUGUUUCCGGAGUCCUAUCGCCGAGUACGGGGUGAUAUCAUCUGUGUGCCACGCAUUCUCCGCGGUGACAUGGGUCCAGAGUUGAUGGAGUAUUUCCCUCUGCGCGAGCAGACCAGGACUCGUGGACAUGGACUUACGCUGUUGAAGCUUUCGUCCGUAGGAUUACCUCUUCGGUUCCGGCUAUCGCGAAGGGUAACCAACCUUUGGAACUCCCUUCCAGCUGACGUGGUGCAAGAGGUCAAUGAUAAGAUGUUCAAGAGGAAGCUCGACAGCGUCCUGCGAACAAUGUGGUAUGCAGAUCUAUCAUGA
Messenger RNA from Echinostoma caproni, 402 nucleotides. NCBI's taxonomy places the organism in Eukaryota, Metazoa, Platyhelminthes, Trematoda, Plagiorchiida, Echinostomatidae. The record is from the annotation of a GenBank genome assembly.